AUGCAAAGAUCAAAAUUAUUCACAUUAUUUAUACUUUUUCUAAUUUGUCUGACUGCAUCCCCUGGCUUAGCCCAACAAAUAAACGACAUUAAUACCUCGACGACAUCCUCACCCACACCCAACUCCGCCGACUUUCCCGAUCCUACUCUUGAUGACAAUGACACAGCUACAAUUGCAACAAUCGCAAAUCCAUCAGAAGAAACCCCCGACGUGAAUGACGCGGAAGCGACUACCAGCACGGAUACUUUCAGUACAGCAACAACGAGUCCUCCCAGUCCAACACCGCAAGCUCAAUCAGGUACUGCAGCGGAUCAACUUGUUUUCGAUGAGAAUAACCAUUACAUAGUGGUGAUGAACCGCACCAACGGAACGGAAUACAACAAACACUGGAAAUGGUUGAAAAAGCUUUCCGACAGUGCAAAGGAACUGUCGCAUUUGAGCAGCAACGUUAAUAAAAUCGGUGACUUUGCUUGGUAUACCGGCGCUUUUGACAGAAAGGCAUUGAAUAAUAUAAAUGCGAGUAAUGUCGUGAAUUAUAUCGUGCCAGAUGUAACAUUUACACCAUACGACAAAAUGCAGAUUUCUCCGCCUAGUUGGGGCUUACAACGUAUAGGUCAAAGAACACUCCCACUCGUCAAUCAUUACAUAUACCCAGAUUCAGCCGGUGAAGGCGUGACAAUCUACGUUCUUGAUACCGGAGUCAACCUCGAUCACGCCGAUUUCGAGGGCCGCGCAACAUUCGGUGCUUCGUUCGCUGGCAACCCCAACGACAAGACCGAUCCUAAUGGUCAUGGAACAUUUGUUGCUGGCGUUGCCGCAGGCAGAAUAUUUGGGGUGGCCAAGAAAGCACGUAUUGUUUCGGUCAGAGCAUUAGAUGCCGACGGAUCAGGCAAAUUGAGUACUAUAUUGAAAGCGAUUGAUUGGAUCGUAAAACGACAGAGCACAUCUGACAACAACAAGAGCAUUGUGAAUUUAUCGCUUGGAGCCGCUUUCAGUCAACCGACAAAUGAUGCGAUACAAGAAGCUAUCAAGUUUGGAAUACAUUUUUCCAUUGCCGCUGGAAAUGAGGGCAAAGAUGCUUGUCAGUUCUCGCCUGCGUCUGUCAAGGGAGCGUUGGUGGUUGGUGCUACUAAUUCCGAUGACACCGUUGCGAAAUAUUCCAAUAUUGGAGAUUGUGUAGAUAUAUACGCACCAGGAACAAACAUUGUUUCAGCAUGGAAAGAUGGAACAACUUCUACGCAUGUCCGAUCAGGGACAUCAAUGGCAAGUCCUCAUGUUGCCGGAGUGAUGGCUCUGUUACUUAGUCAAGCAAAUUACAGUCCACCAGAAUUGAUUGCAAAGAUCACGGAAACUGCCACCAGACUCAAUGGAACGUCUGCUCCCAAAUUGUUGCUCUAUGUGUAUUCCAAUGAUACGAGUGUUGCUAUAGUAGCCGACAAACCAACAGGAGCAGCGUCAAGGCUGUCUUCCUGUUGGGCUAGUAACAUAAUAAUUGUAAUUAGUGUAUUCUUUCUGGUAUUUCGUGGGGGGGUUGGACUAUGA
Messenger RNA from Paraglomus brasilianum, 1542 nucleotides. The record is from the annotation of a GenBank genome assembly. NCBI's taxonomy places the organism in Eukaryota, Fungi, Glomeromycota, Glomeromycetes, Paraglomerales, Paraglomeraceae.